Molecule: messenger RNA, 4432 nt
Organism: Abrus precatorius (Indian licorice)
Lineage: Eukaryota; Viridiplantae; Streptophyta; Magnoliopsida; Fabales; Fabaceae
Exons: 15
Coding region: 130-4077 (1315 amino acids)
Source: RefSeq, a predicted model, not a curated record
UAUCUGACAACUCAUACUUGUUUAUGGUUUAGUGGCUUGCCCUCACGAGAUCCCUUACUGUAUGAGUUGCUAAGAGAAAAUAUGGUGGAAGAUACUCGAUAUAUGUGUUGGUUUAGUUAACACUGACUUAUGGCGGGAAACACUAGAUUUGAUUUAAGCUCAGCUAACCCAGAGGAAUUGGCUUUCAAGGGGAGCUUUACAAAUGGGCAGAGAGGGAAUUUGAUAAACGACGCUUUGGAGAGUUCUGCAGGCUUUUGUGAGGGUAGUGAGGGGCAGGUGUUUACUUCUGGUGCUAAUAUGUCACGGGGGAACUCUGCAUUGGCAGGGGAUUUGGAUUCAGUUUCUCAGUGUUUAAUGUUAGAUCCAAUAACUGUGGGAGAUCAAAAAUAUACUAGGUCAGGUGAGUUAAGACGAGUACUGGGGAUAUCUUUUGGAAAUUCUGUUGAAGAUUGUGCUUUUGGAACUGCUAAUCUGAAGUCUCUCCCUCCAGUGGCUACGGAGGAAUUGAAACGAUUCAAAGCAAGUAUACAAGAGGCUUCUGUCAGGGCUAGAUAUAGAUCAAAAAAGUUGGAUGAAUCUUUACACAAAUUGAACAAGUGUUGGGAGGCUGUGACCUCAAAGAAGCAACUUCGGAACGAGUUGUUGCCAAAUGAAAGGCUGGGUGGACCACACUUCUCGAAGAUGGGAACUCAGACUCAUCGUAGCCCAUCAGACAUUGUGAAUCAAAGACUAGAGGACAGACCUAAGAACUACAUUCUGAAUAAGCGCAUACGUACAUCAGUUGCUGAGACAAGGGCUGAAGGACUAAGUAAUAGCCUUGUGAGGCAGCCUUUGGCCAAUGGAAAGGAUAGAGACAACAUCAAGGAUGGUAGUAAAGGUUGUGAUAUUGUUGAGGAGAAGAUUCGAAGAUUACCCGCAGGUGGAGAGACAUGGGAUAGAAAAAUGAAAAGAAAACGUUCCAUGGGCACAGUUUUUGCCAGAUCCAUUGAUGGUGAAGGAGAGCUGAAAAAAGUUAUGCAUCUAAAGCUAGCUAAUGAGCCAGGUCUGCAUUCUUCUGAUGCCCAAGGUUUGAGAUCAGGAAAUUCUGGUAGUAAUAGCAAGCUUGAUGUUGCUCCCCUACCUGCUACUUCCAAUGCAUGUGCAACUGCCAAGAUUGAGCAAGAAAAGGUGUCAAGGGAUUCUAUGGAUGGAUCAAAUAAGGAACGGGUUUUACUUAAAGGAAACAAGUUUAAUGUUCGUGACAAUAAUUAUACAGGCGGUGUUCAUACUUUGACGAAAGGAAAAACUUCAAGGGCACCUCGAACAGGUGCUUUGAUAGCUGGGUACUUAUCUUCUGUUUCUCGUUCUUCUGAAAUACUUGAACCUGAGGAACAACCUUCAAAUGUGAACAAGUCUCAUUCAGUAAGUGGGGCUAUCAAUCGUAAGCGUUCCUUUCCUGUAGGAUCAUCUGCAUCCCAUAUGGCCCAAUGGGUUGGACAGAGACCCCAAAAAAUUUCUCGCACUCGCAGAGCAAAUGUGGUUUCCCCUGUCUUGAGUUGCGAUGAAGUGCAUAUGUCAUUAGAAGGAUGUUCCCCUUCUGAAGUUGGUACCAGAUUGACUUCUACUAUAACCAGUGGAUCACUUAUUUCCAAUGGUGCUAUCAACAGUGGUAUUCAACCAGGUAAAAUGAAACGUGAAAAUGUUUCAUCCCCAACCAGAUUAUCUGAAAGUGAAGAAUCUGGUGCAGGAGAAAAUGGUGACAGUAAAUUAAAGGAGAAAGGAUUGGAAAGUAAUGAAGCUGAUGAAAGAACCAUUAAUAAUUCUUAUUCUUAUAAUAUAAGUUCCUCCAUAUUAGCAACAAAAAAGAAAAAAAUACCCAACAAGGAAGAGACUGGUGAUGGUCUGCGUAGACAGGGAAGGGGUAGUAGGGCCACUUCAGGUUUGAAGAAUGGCAUCUCACCAGUGAAAGAGAAGACCUUAAUAAAGCCAGUUAAAAAUAUGAAGCCUGCUUCUGAAAAGAAUGGAAGUAAAUCAGGGCGUCCUCCUUUGAAGAAAUCAUGUGAUAGGAAAGCUGUUGCUCGUCUUGGGCAUCCAUCUACUAACAAUUCUGCAGAUAUUGCAGGGGAGCCAGAUGAUGACCAUGAGGAACUGUUAGCUGCUGCUAACUUUGCUAGCAAUGCCAGCUAUAUUGGUUCUUCUAGUUCAUUUUGGAAGAAACUGGAACCUAUUUUUGCUCCUGUCAGCUUGGAAGACAUAUCCUGCUUGAAGCAGCUGGUUAAAACAACAGAUGUUGAUCUAAGAUGUUUGUCUCAAAUGGGUGGCCUUGGAAGUGAUGCCCUGGAUGAACUUACACAUACUGACAGCCCUGUGUCACAAAGUCCUCUCUCUAGAGAAAGAGGGAGAAGCUUUGUAAAUCAAACUGAUUUAAAAGAGAUAUCCUCAGUGGUUGACAUGGUUGAUCAACAUCUGGAUGUUAGUAUUUUGUACAGACAAAUGGAUUCAGAGGGAAAAAGAGUUGCACCAUUGUACCAAAGAGUAUUGACAGCUCUGAUCAUUGAUGAUCAAACUGAUGAAGAAACUGUUGGAGAUGGAAAUAUGUCUUUUCUGUGCGAAAGAGAUGAUUCUCCUCAGGUGGUUUGCUUCUCUCAGGAUGUUGAAAAUCAAUCCAGCAUCAGUACUAACAACCAAAUCAACUCUGACAAGGUUUCUUGUAAUGGGAAUGCUACCUUUACUACUUGCACAGACUUCCAUGAUCAAGAACCUGGUGUGUUUUUGCAAGUGGAUCAGGGACCAUUGCAUCCAGAAUCUAAAAGGUUCUCUGUGUUAUCUGAAAAUGGUAAUGAUGAGUUAAUGGGUAUGCAUAAAAUUUCUUGUUCAUCAUCUUUCAGUCGCCCUUUUGAACAAAUGAGUAUGGAUGAUAGACUCUUACUGGAGCUACAGAGUGUUGGCCUAUAUCCAGAACCAGUGCCUGAUCUUGCUGAUGGAGAUUGUGAAGCUAUUAAUCAAGAUAUUAUUCAAUUAGAGAAGGGACUCUUCCAACAGGUCACUAAAAAGAGAGAACAUUUUAUGAGACUUAUUCAAGCAGUAGAAGAAGGCAGGGAAGUGGAACAACGAGCCCUUGAGCAAGUUGCUAUAGACAAACUUGUUGAGAUAGCUUAUAAGAAGAAGCUGGCCACCCGUGGAAGUAGUGCUGCAAGGCAUGGACUUUCCAAGAUCUCAAGGCCAGUUGCGUUAGCUUUUAUGAAGAGAACUCUUGCUAGAUGCAGGAAAUUUGAGGAAACAGGAAAAAGUUGCUUUUUGGAGCCUGUCUUUAAAGAUGUUCUUUUCGCUGCUCCUACACAUGACAACUGUGCUGGUUCAGUUGUUGCUGCAAAUCUAUCACUUCCUCAAAAUUCUCGGCAAGAAUCUGCACCAUCAGGUUAUUUUCCCUGCAGGGAGCAGGAUGUGUCGGGAAAUCUAGACCAUCCCUCCGACCAGGAUUUUGCUAGGACUGGACUGAUACUAAACAGAGGGAAGAAAAAGGAAUUGCUGCUUGAUGAUGUUGGUGCUAGUCCUUCUUGGAGAUCUGCAUCAACUCUUGGUAAUCCUUUAAUAGGUGGAGCAAAGGGAAAGAGGAGUGAAAGAGAGAGAGACAAAGACACUUGUGGAAGAAAUUGUGUCACAAAAGGAAGUCGUUCUUCUGCAAUUUAUUCGAGGGGUGAGCGUAGAACAAAAGCAAAGUCCAAACCGAAGACAGCUCAGCUAUCUAGCUCUGGAAAUGGCUCUCUUAGCAAAUUAAUGGAGGAUACUAACUCUGAGCAUCAAUUGGCUUAUGGCUCUAAUGAAUUUAUUUCCAGUGAUAGCAACAAAAAAAGUAAAAUUGGGUCUGCACCUCAUGACCAUAAUAAUAAUCAUUUGUCCAUUGUAACUGAGGUACCUAUGGACUUCACAAACUUGCAUGUAUUAGACUCUAUAGAACUAGGUGUAGCUAAUGAACUUAAUGGACAUCAAGAUCUGGACACUUGGUUGAACAUUGAAGACGAUGGCUUGCAAGAUACUGAUGCAGUGGGCUUAGACAUACCAAUGGAUGAUCUGUCUGAGUUGAAUAUGAUUUUAUGAAGAAUGCAGGAUAGGAUAUAUUUCCAUUCCCAUGCAGUUUUUUGGUGUUAAUGAUCAGCGCUGUGUCUGUGGAAAGUUGCUUAUACAAUUCAUGACUCUGAUGAUUGGAACUUGUAAUUAUGCCCAUUCUUUUUGUAUACUAUCUACAAUACCAAAGAUAGAAACCCAAAGAAAAAGAAAAACUUAGUCCUCAAUUGUUCAUAUGAUCUAGAGUUCCUUAGGUUGUAACUAGUUCAUUCCUCAACAAAAUUUUGAUCAUCCUGCUGUGUAUCCUCUCUUAUGGAAUUCUAAAUUAUCCCAUUCAAAUUACAAUGUCAGAACCUGACUGCCUAAUGAUAUUCUGCUUUCUAUUUGC